GAAGGGAUUAAGUUCGAGUUUAUCCUGUUGGGCAGUGCUUGAAAAGCAGGCAUUGGAGAAUAAACUAGUGUUGUGUGUGAACUGUGAAACAAUGUGCACGUCGGAAAAAUGUUGUUUUGGGGUGCCGUUAAACAUAGGAUGUAUAAUAGUCGGAAUUAUCAGUGGUAUUCUCUCUAUAAUCCUGUUUUCGAUGUCUACGCUGUUCUUCAUUCUGGAGAUAGGGGUGCAUAAGAAGGAGGUCACGGAAGAGAGCGUGCACUUCGCCAAGUACCUGGGCCUCUACCUGAACUCCUCGUCAGUCCACAUCAUCCUGUCCAUCACCGUCAUCAUUUCUUUAUUAUGGAUGAUGUUCUCCAUCCUGCUGAUUUUGGGCAUCCUCAGGAACAAUGCCAACUUCGUGCUGAGCCACUUCCUAUUCGGUACCAUGAUGAACAUCAUCAGUAUGCUGAGCGCUCUCCUCGUACUGCUGCAGAGCUUAGAGAGCUGGAAACUCUCCUUCAUCCUAUUCGCAUGGUCCUUUCUCCACAUACAUUUCCUGGUGGUGAUUUACACAGCUUACGACCUUAUGAACAAGGGCAAAGACUUCAGUUUCAAUCAACGGGCAGACGACGAAGAUCUCCUGGCCGAUUACUUUGAUGACAAUCUAGAUAGUUUAUAAAAAUAAAA
Spodoptera frugiperda (fall armyworm) is the source of this 666-nucleotide messenger RNA. RefSeq lists its product as uncharacterized. The record is from RefSeq and is a predicted model, not a curated record. Bases 92 to 658 code for a protein of 188 amino acids. NCBI's taxonomy places the organism in Eukaryota, Metazoa, Arthropoda, Insecta, Lepidoptera, Noctuidae. The transcript has 4 exons.